AUGGAAGUGUCCUGUCUCACAUAUGAGUUAUCUGAACUCUGUCUCGGUAAGCCGCCGCUGAAGUCGAUUUCGACAUCGGCUACUGUCGCCGAGGCCAUUGAACUACUCAGAAGCUCAGGCGAGAGUUUCGUCAGUGUUUGGGACCGUGAUUACUCCGAAUGUGUGGGGAAGGUGUGUAUGGUUGAUGUGAUUUGUUACCUUUGCAGAGAGGAAAGUCUUGUCUGUCCUGAUUCUGCUCUUAAUGCUUCAAUUUCUAACCUUUUGAAUAAGGUUGAUGGUCUUGUUGUGCAUCUAGAAUCUUCUUCUAGCUUAUCGGAAGCAAUUGAUCUGAUACUUGAGGGAGCACAAAACCUUGUGGUGCCAAUUGUGCAAACAAGAAGAGGUGGCAUUUCAAGGAGAAAACAGCAUCAGAAGUUAUCAACAAUCAGCGGCCACAACGGGGUUGAGUUCUGUUGGUUAACACAGGAGGAUGUAAUCAGGUUCUUGCUUGGUUCCAUUGGCCUCUUUGCUCCACUCUCUGCACAAUCCAUUUCUGAUCUUGAUAUCAUCAGCUCUGAUGUGGUUGCUAUUGAUUACUAUUCCCCCGCGUCUUCCGUUGUUGAAGCCAUCGCGAAGUCCCUUGCACAACAAACUUCUGUUGCUGUUGUCGAUGGUGAUGGGACAUUCAUUGGGGAGAUAUCGCCCUUCACGCUUGCUUGCUGUGAUGAGUCGGUUGCGGCUGCUGUCACAACUUUGUCUGCAGGGGACUUGAUGUCCUACAUUGACUAUGGUGGCCCGCCCGAGGGUCUGGUUAGCGUUGUGAAGGCAAGGUUGAAGGAGAAGAAUCUGGAGAAAUUGCUGCAGAAGUUUACAAUUUUGACUUCUCUGACCGGUGAUGUGUCGGCCUCCUCCUCGUCUGAUGAGGAGAGUCCGACAAGGAGUUUGAAUAGGUCAGGAAAGUAUGGAAGGUCGUCGAGUUACUCGGCGAGAUUUGUGAGAAAGGCUGAGGCUAUAGUGUGUCAUCCAAAAAGCUCUUUGAUUGCUGUGAUGAUUCAAGCAAUUGCUCAUAGAGUAAACUACUUGUGGGUUAUUGAUGAUGAUUGCAGCUUAAUUGGCAUUGUUACUUUCUCUAAUAUCUUGAAGGUGUUCAGAGAACAUACAGAAAUUAUGUGA
This is a messenger RNA of Lathyrus sativus (Indian pea), 1152 nucleotides long. NCBI's taxonomy places the organism in Eukaryota, Viridiplantae, Streptophyta, Magnoliopsida, Fabales, Fabaceae. The record is from the annotation of a GenBank genome assembly.